CCAUCCGAACGCGAAUGCGGUGGUAAAUUCUACAAGGAGAAAUCCUACUGACCUACCCUGCCGGGGUAUUGUAAAAACACUCUACUCUUAAGAGAGAUAGAACUAGAAGCAUACUUGAUUAGCUGUUUCGAUAACAAAUACAGGAUUAUGACACAAAGCGUACACAAAGGGCAGAUGAUGGGUAGAUGUCAUUGCUGAGUUUCUGUGGGGAUCGGCUGUGAAUUUCUGUAAUUAGAAGAGACCAGACUCCUGAGUGACAAGCCUGCGCCUCUUUUCUUGUGGCACACCGUUGCCACCUCCGGUUCUCUGUGGGCGGACUGAAGGAACAGAGAACCCCCCUCCGCACGCUACAGACACCUGCCCGGCCUCACCCCGCCUCCCCCAGAGGGAGAGAGAAGCCUCAACAGCCAUCAUGGUUCUCUCUCAGAGACAACGAGAUGAACUAAACCGAGCGAUAGCAGACUACCUCCGCUCCAACGGGUACGAGGAGGCGUACUCCACUUUCAAGAAGGAGGCAGAGUUAGAUGUGAAUGAAGAAGGAGACAAGAAGUACGCCGGACUUCUGGAAAAGAAAUGGACCUCAGUCAUCAGAUUACAGAAGAAGGUGAUGGAGCUGGAGUCGAAGCUGAACGAGGCCAAGGAGGAGAUGACUCACGGGGGUCCGGUGGCCCAGAAGAGGGAUCCCAAGGAGUGGAUCCCCCGCCCCCCGGAGAGAUACGCCCUAAGCGGCCAUCGCUCGCCUGUCACGCGGGUCAUCUUCCACCCAGUCUUCUCUGUCAUGGUCACGGCCUCUGAAGACGCCACCAUCAAGGUGUGGGACUAUGAGGCUGGGGACUUUGAGCGCACCCUGAAGGGCCACACAGACUCUGUGCAGGACAUCUCCUUCGACCAGACAGGCAAGCUGCUGGCCUCCUGCUCCGCAGACAUGACCAUCAAGCUGUGGGACUUCCAAGGCUUCGAGUGCGUCCGCACCAUGCAUGGUCACGACCACAAUGUGUCGUCUGUAGCCAUCAUGCCCAACGGGGACCACAUAGUCUCCGCCUCCCGAGACAAGACCAUCAAGAUGUGGGAGGUGGCCACUGGGUAUUGCGUGAAGACGUUUACGGGCCACAGAGAGUGGGUGCGCAUGGUUAGGCCCAACCAGGACGGUUCUCUGAUCGCCAGCUGCUCCAACGACCAGACGGUGCGUGUGUGGGUGACGGCCUCCAAGGAGUGCAAGGCGGAGCUGCGGGAGCACGAGCACGUGGUGGAGUGCAUCGCCUGGGCCCCCGACAGCGCCCACCCCACCAUCCUGGAGGCCACUGGCUCCGAGAGUAAGAAGAGUGGGAAGCCUGGCCCAUUCCUGCUGUCUGGCUCCAGGGAUAAAACCAUUAAGAUGUGGGACAUCAGCACUGGCAUGUGCCUUAUGACUCUGGUGGGCCAUGAUAACUGGGUACGUGGUGUGGUGGUCCACCCAGGAGGCAGGUUCAUAGUGAGCUGUGCUGACGACAAGACCCUGAGGAUCUGGGACUACAAGAACAGACGCUGCAUGAAGACCCUGUGUGCCCACGAACACUUUGUUACCUCUCUGGAUUUCCACCGGUCUGCUCCCUAUGUGGUGACGGGCAGCGUUGAUCAGACAGUUAAAGUCUGGGAGUGUCGCUGAGCCAGCAUGCGACCCUUUAGCAGCCCUACUACCCCUUCCCAACCACCCCUUUCCCCCUCUGCCCGCCGCCCCCUCCCCCCCCCCUUCCCGACACACCCACCCAAGCCCCACGUCACGCACUUGAUACCAUGAUUAAACUGGCUCUGUCCCUCCUACCUUGUCAAGCCCUGUUAAGAUAACUAUUGUCCUUUUAUGUAAAUUAUUCUGGAUGUAGAGUACGCUUAAUAAAUGUUACACACUCACAUAUACACACACACUCAAGAAAAUAAGUAUUCCUUGCAUGAUGAAUCCAAAAGAAAAAGAAAAAAAAAACACUUGUAUACUGUUCAAUUUGCCUAAUUUGCAUACUGUUGUCAUGGCGUUCCAUGGGGGGUCAAAGGGUACAUUUUCCUGGCACAGAUGAAUGCUGGGUAACUUAACACGGUGCACGGAAAUGGAUCACUUCCCUGGCUUUAGGGUUUAGUUUGGCUUUAUUGGAUUUGUUUCCUCACCUCCAAUGUUGUGGUCUGUUGCCACCUGUAACGAAGAGAGAGAGAUGGUAAAGGACAGCUCUGAUGCGUGUGAAGUGGGCAGAGGAAGCCUAAUGAACGAGGGCAAAAAUGAUUGGAGAUGCCGAUGUAUUCCAGUAGUGAUAAAAGGAUGAGAAAGGCUGUGAAAUUGGUGGGCAUGACCAUGAGUGUGUUGUUUUUGUUUGUUUGUUUGUUUGUCUGUAUAUAAUGACAGGAGAAGCUCUCCACCUCAUUCCCCUGCGACUGGUGGUGUAAGGGAGGGGAGGCAGGGGAGAGGGGAGGGCUUAGAUGCAAAGCUUCUUUCCCCACAUUGUUCAUACUCUUCGUCUUUCAUGACUUUAGUCCAUACUCACAGGACCUUAAAGAUCCCUAUGCUGCAGAGAGCACACACACAUAUGAACAGACUAGUCUCUCUUUACACACACACACCAACACACACUGGUGUACGUGUGCAAUGCCCCUGAGAACCCAGUGCCCUCUCGCUCGCUAUCUCUGCCUUGUUAACCCACCGAAGGCUCCCUGUGCUCUGGGACGUCAAUCUGCUUUCUGUGGUCUCACUGCUCUCUGAAAACACACGCAGAUGCACAUACAUACGCACAGUAAAAUUGUGUAUCAAUAUAUCUGGAUGUCAUUGUUUGCAACAUAAUAAAAAAAAUCUGUACAUAUAUAA
Osmerus eperlanus (European smelt) is the source of this 2824-nucleotide messenger RNA. RefSeq names its product lissencephaly-1 homolog B. Gene Ontology annotation, cellular component: kinetochore; nuclear envelope; neuron projection. Gene Ontology annotation, biological process: germ cell development; nuclear migration; microtubule organizing center organization. Bases 413 to 1645 code for a protein of 410 amino acids. The transcript has 11 exons. The record is from RefSeq and is a predicted model, not a curated record. Gene Ontology annotation, molecular function: microtubule plus-end binding; dynein complex binding. NCBI's taxonomy places the organism in Eukaryota, Metazoa, Chordata, Actinopteri, Osmeriformes, Osmeridae.